AUGCCAGAGAUUCCAUUAUACCACGUAUUGAAUGCUUGUAUCUCCUUUGGCAAUCUCUAUGGUGAAGACUCAUCAGCCUAUGGCGUUACUUGUCUCCUCCGAUCAUCUGAGAGUGGUUCACUAGCAGGUGCGGCCCAGCAACAACUAGGAGACAGUUCUGACUCCGCCUCGAAGCCUUUGCUAUCUGGCCAUCCAUCCGGAGUCGUGAACAAGGAUACUUCUACUGAGGCUGUAGAGCAAAUCGAUUCACCAAAAUGUAUUGUAGAUGAAAGCGUCUUUGAUGUUGGCCGAGAUGAAAAUUCGCCUGGCCAUUACGGCAGUCUGGAUGAGGAGGAACAGAUGGUUCAAAUGGCGGUCCAACGCAGUCUUGCAGAGCAUGGCGGCUCGGACCAGUUGCUAAUGCGCGAGUAUUCCUUGCAAAAACGAGGUCUACUAGAGUGUCGGAAUUCGGAAUACGUGGAUCCAGAAGAAGCAAUGCUCCAAAAAGCCAUUGUUGCCAGCCUUAGCGUUGAGGGUGAGGAAAUACCUGUAACCUCUGCAGAUGAUGCCUAUAUUAAGGCCAUUGAGGCCUCGAAACAAGAGCUGCUCCUAGAGGAGAGAAGGGCUCGAGCUGAAGAAGAGGAACUAAAACGAGUGCUAGAAAUGUCAAAGCUAAUGAAGUAA
Molecule: messenger RNA, 663 nt
Organism: Protopolystoma xenopodis
Lineage: Eukaryota; Metazoa; Platyhelminthes; Monogenea; Polystomatidea; Polystomatidae
Source: the annotation of a GenBank genome assembly